Molecule: messenger RNA, 2518 nt
Organism: Daldinia caldariorum
Lineage: Eukaryota; Fungi; Ascomycota; Sordariomycetes; Xylariales; Hypoxylaceae
Product: mitochondrial Homoaconitase
Exons: 13
Coding region: 144-2513 (789 amino acids)
Biological process (GO): L-lysine biosynthetic process
Molecular function (GO): homoaconitate hydratase activity; 4 iron, 4 sulfur cluster binding
Source: RefSeq, a predicted model, not a curated record
AUGCAGGCAAAGUAAAGAAGUGAAGUUGCAUCUGAAGAUAUUUAACAAUACCAAAUUCUUUGCGCCAUCAACUAAGAACGUGUCUUUUUUCGCUAUGAUCCGCGCUAAUCUGUGUAUAUAGCCAUAACUUAAAUACAUCACUCAUGGCUGCUGCACUUCGGAGAGCCAUUGCUCUCAACGUCGGCACACGACUACGGCUUCAAACCUUUAUCACCCAGCCUCGACCUCUUUCCGUCGCCGUAUCCCAGUUCCAUGCCCGUAUUUCCACCGGGCCUCGACGACAAUAUGCCUCCCACUCUAACCUUGAAAACACCUUAGACGCCGCAGCCCUCCGCUCCUCUCAGCCGUUCUCCAUCCCGGCUAACCCCCAGACCCUCACCGAAAAGAUUGUCCAGAGAUACGCCACGGACCUCCCCCCGGGUAAGAAGGUAAAGGCAGGCGACUAUGUUACGAUACGGCCCGAGAGGAUCAUGACCCACGACAACUCUUGGCCCGUGGCCAUGAAGUUCAUGCAAAUAGGGGCCUCCAAGAUCAAUGACAACCGCCAGGUCAUUAUGACUCUUGAUCACGAUGUGCAAAACGAAACACCUGCAAAUCUUAAAAAGUACAAACAGGUGGAGGAGUUUGCUGCCCUGCAUGGUGUUAAGUUUUACCCGGCCAAAAGAGGAAUAGGCCAUCAAAUUAUGGUCGAAGAAGGACACGCCUGGCCAGGUACUCUGACCGUCGCGAGUGACAGCCAUUCCAACCAUUAUGGCGGCAUAGGAGCGCUCGGCACACCCGUUGUAAGAACCGACGCCGCUAGCAUAUGGAGUACAUCUAAGACUUGGUGGCAAAUACCUCCAAUUGCCAAGAUUACAUUCACUGGCGUCCUCCCCCGCGGCGUCACUGGCAAAGACGUGAUCGUUGCCUUGUGUGGUUUGUUCAACCAGGAUGAAGUUUUAAACCACGCCCUCGAAUUCACGGGUUCCGAAGAGACUUUGGCAAGCAUCCCUAUCGAUCACCGCUUGACGAUCGCCAACAUGACUACCGAGUGGGGUGCAUUAAGUGGAUUAUUCCCCGUUGAUGAGAAACUCAUCGCCUGGUACCGCGCCAAGGCCACCACCGCGGCCAUGUUCAACACCUCACUUAAGGACCGUAUCAACCACGAGCGCAUUGACGAGCUUGUCAAAAACAAACUAGUUGCCGACCCCGGUGCUUCUUAUGCUAAGGAGCUUUACCUUAACUUAUCUACGCUUUCUCCAUUCGUUGCAGGACCGAACUCUGUGAAAGUCAUUACCCCUGUUCGGACUCUCGAAUCUGAAGAUAUCCCUGUGAACAAGGCUUAUCUCGUUUCCUGCACCAACGCUCGAAGCUCGGAUUUCGCCGCCGCCGCUCAGGUCUUCCGCGAGGCGGCUAAGGAUGGCCAGCCCGCCAAAAUUGCUCCCGGUGUCAAGUUCUACAUCGCUGCGGCCUCCGUCCCCGAGCAAGAGGCAUCCGAGGAAGCAGGCGAUUGGAAAGUUUUGGUUGACGCUGGAGCCCAAGUUCUUCCCCCUGGGUGUGGCCCUUGCAUCGGUCUCGGUACUGGUCUUCUUGAAGAUGGCGAGGUCGGUAUAAGUGCAUCUAACCGGAACUUCAAAGGUCGCAUGGGAUCUACCAAGGCAAGGGCCUACCUAGCCAGUCCGGAAACCGUCGCAGCCAGCGCUCUUCGGGGUAAGAUCGCUGGUCCCGGUUGGUACGAGAAGCCCGAGGGUGUCGAGAAGGCUAUCAUCGGUGAGGGUAGCGGCGACCAUGUCGUCGAUAAGGCUCGGUCUGUGGAGGAUGCUCUCGACAAGAUUCUUGGCGAGGUCGAUAGCAUGAUUGCCACUGCUGAGGUCGCCGAGGGUGCCACAGAGCAGUCAUCCAGCCCCGCCGCGCCUGAGGAUGAGGCUGUGACCGAGAUCCUGCCUGGCUUUCCCGAGAGGAUUGAAGGCGAGAUCGUCUUCUGUGACGGUGAUAACAUAAACACCGAUGGCAUCUAUCCAGGUAAAUACACAUACCAGGAUAACAUCUCUAAGGAGAAAAUGGCCGAGGUGUGCAUGGAGAACUACGACACCGAGUUCCGCACGAUCGCCAAGGCUGGCGAUAUCUUGGUAACAGGCUUCAACUUUGGCUGCGGAUCCUCGAGAGAACAAGCCGCAACGGCCAUCCUCGCGAAGCAGAUCCCGCUGGUGGUGGCCGGCAGCUUCGGCAACAUCUUCAGCCGCAACAGCAUCAACAACGCGCUGCUGGGCGUCGAGCUGCCCACGCUCGUGCACCGGCUGCGCGAGGCGUACAAGGACGACCCCGAGAACAACAAGGAGAAGAAGAAGGUGCUCACCCGCCGCACGGGCUGGAAGCUGCUCUGGGACGUUCGCCGCUCCAAGGUCGUCGUCACCCAAAAGGACGGGUCCUCCUGGGAGCAGAAGGUUGGCGAGAUGCCGCCCAACGUCCAGGAGAUCAUCGCGUGCGGCGGGCUCGAGGGGUGGGUUAAGAGUAAGAUCGCUGCGGAGAAGUAAAAGGG